AAAUCUGACAUUUGCCUAGAAAUUCAACAUCGACGUGUCAAAAUCACUAAAGUGAAAAAAAAGAAAACUUUUCCUUUCUCAUAAAUGAAGUAAUUUUAUUGUUUUAUUUUUCCACAACAAAAUACAAAAUCUUAAUUCUAAAUCGAUUAUUUUCGAUCCUCCCCGCCAAGGCCAAAAGUUAAUCAAGUGAAUUUACCACCGCUCCAUUAUGGUUUUAGCCGAUUUAGGUCGUAAAAUUACGACUGCUUUGCACUCGUUGAGCAAAGCCACAGUCAUCAAUGAGGAAGUUCUGAAUUCCAUGCUGAAAGAGAUUUGCGCUGCUCUGCUGGAAGCCGAUGUAAACAUUCGAUUAGUUAAACAAUUGCGUGAGAAUGUGAGAGCAGUCAUUGAUUUCGAUGAGAUGGCUGGAGGCUUGAAUAAGCGCCGAAUGAUUCAAUCGGCUGUCUUCAAGGAACUCAUCAAGCUCGUCGAUCCGGGUGUGAAGCCCUAUCAGCCCGUCAAAGGUAGACCCAAUAUUGUUAUGUUCGUUGGGUUGCAAGGUUCCGGAAAGACGACAACUUGUACCAAGCUGGCUUACCACUACCAGAAGCGCAACUGGAAGUCGUGCCUUGUGUGUGCGGAUACCUUCCGUGCCGGAGCCUAUGACCAGAUCAAGCAGAAUGCCACCAAAGCUAGAAUUCCCUUCUACGGAAGUUACACAGAAAUCGACCCUGUGGUAAUUGCCCAGGAUGGUGUGGAGAUGUUCAAGCGCGAAGGUUUCGAAAUGAUCAUUGUGGAUACGAGUGGAAGACACAAGCAAGAGGAGUCGCUGUUCGAGGAGAUGUUGGCGGUUGCCAAUGCAGUCAAGCCAGACAACAUCAUCUUCGUGAUGGAUGCCACCAUCGGGCAGGCUUGUGAGGCCCAAGCCAAGGCCUUCAAGGAGAAAGUAGACAUUGGAUCUGUCAUUAUCACUAAGUUGGACGGACACGCCAAGGGAGGUGGUGCUCUGUCUGCCGUUGCAGCCACACAGUCUCCUAUUAUCUUCAUUGGAACCGGAGAGCACAUUGACGAUCUGGAGCCCUUCAAGACGAAGCCAUUCGUGAGCAAACUCCUUGGCAUGGGAGACAUCGAGGGUCUCAUUGACAAAGUGAACGAGCUAAAGUUGGAUGGCAACGAGGAACUGUUGGAGAAGAUCAAACACGGACAGUUCACAAUCCGAGACAUGUACGAGCAGUUCCAGAACAUCAUGAAAAUGGGUCCCUUCUCUCAGAUCAUGGGAAUGAUCCCCGGCUUCUCGCAAGACUUUAUGACAAAGGGAGGCGAGCAGGAGUCGAUGGCGCGCAUCAAGCGCAUGAUGACAAUGAUGGACAGUAUGUCCGAUGGCGAGCUGGACAACCGCGACGGAGCGAAGCUCUUCAGCAAGCAGCCCACACGUUGUGUCCGUGUUGCCCAGGGUGCCGGAGUAAUGGAGCGCGAAGUCAAGGAACUUAUCUCACACUACACAAAGUUCGCGGCGGUGGUGAAGAAGAUGGGCGGUGUGAAGGGCCUCUUCAAGACCGGUGAUAUGACAAAGAAUGUGAAUCCCUCGCAGAUGGCCAAGUUGAACCAGCAAAUGGCCAAGAUGAUCGACCCCCGUAUGCUGCAACAGAUGGGCGGUGUUGGUGGUCUGCAGAACAUGAUGCGACAACUGCAACAGGGCGCCGGUGGCGGACUUGGCAAUCUGAUGGGCUUUGGCGGAAAGUCGUGAAUACGUUAAGUUUAUCGCUUGCUUAGGAAAUAUGGUUUAAGUUUUUUCUUUUCUUUUUUUGUUUUAAUUUUCGUAAAAUAAUAUUGAUAUAUAUUUUUGCCAAAAAAAUUCAGCACGUUUUUAUUUUUUGUUUCAUCUUCACAUAAAAUCUUAUGGUUUGUGACUUAUUUGGGCGAUUCUAUAUUUUCUCGAAAAAAAAAACAAACAAGGAAUUGU
Molecule: messenger RNA, 1942 nt
Organism: Eupeodes corollae
Lineage: Eukaryota; Metazoa; Arthropoda; Insecta; Diptera; Syrphidae
Gene: Srp54k
Product: signal recognition particle subunit SRP54
Exons: 1
Coding region: 209-1726 (505 amino acids)
Biological process (GO): SRP-dependent cotranslational protein targeting to membrane, translocation; SRP-dependent cotranslational protein targeting to membrane
Cellular component (GO): signal recognition particle, endoplasmic reticulum targeting; cytosol
Molecular function (GO): ATP hydrolysis activity; GTPase activity; 7S RNA binding
Source: RefSeq, a predicted model, not a curated record